AAAACUUCAAAAAAUGCCAGGCGCUGACUACAGUGCUGUAAAAGGUGGUGGAUUGAAAUUAAAAGCCGGAAAAAAGAAUUUAUUCAAAGUGGGAAAGGAGAAAAAGAAGAAGAACAAAGACGACAAGGAGAAAAUCGAUCCAGACACCGUCGAAAAUGGUGGUUGGCGCAAAAUUGCCGAUGAAUUCGAUAUGAAAGGAGGAACCAACGUCGCCAUCGAAGUUGCCAGUGGAGCCGGCUCAACGCGAACUUAUGUCGCUGCAAUGGACAACGGAAAAUUCACAAUUGGAUUUCCACAUCCGGAGGGAGAAGGCCCGAAUCCUGAGGAAAUUUUCGCGCUCGUCAAAACUCCAGACGAUAGUAAAAUCAGUUUGAAGACAGGAUUCGGAAGAUAUGUUGGAGUGGACAGCGAAUAUCAAUUGGUUGCCAUGGCUGAAGCUAUUGGAUCCCGCGAGCAAUUCGUGUUGGUUUUCCAGGAGGGAAAAACCGCGUUCCAAGCCGUCUCCUCACCACUUUUCCUCUCUACAGUUCCAAAUAAAGAGGGGCAUAUUUAUGUGGCUAGUAGAACCGCUACGGAGAAUGAAAUGGUUAAUAUCCGUACAGACGCUAUACAAGAAGGCCCAGUCGAUUGGAGAUCUGUGGAAGACCGCAAAAACGCUCGGGAGUGUGAGACGGCCUACGUGAAGAUGUAUCAGCACUCGAAGGUUGAUCUCAAGAACCGACAUAUUGCGAUUGACGUGAAGGACAAGAAAGGAGUUAAGAAAGCGCAGGCCGACGGAAGUGCACACGAGCUGCUGCUGGACAGACGGAUGAAAAUGAAAUCUGAUCGAUAUUGUUAAUAAUCUUCACUUGUAUUUGUUCUGUAAAAUUCAAUAAAUUCUCUAAUAAUU
Molecule: messenger RNA, 889 nt
Organism: Caenorhabditis elegans
Lineage: Eukaryota; Metazoa; Nematoda; Chromadorea; Rhabditida; Rhabditidae
Gene: frg-1
Product: Protein FRG1 homolog
Exons: 3
Coding region: 14-838 (274 amino acids)
Cellular component (GO): Cajal body; cytoplasm; nucleolus
Source: RefSeq, marked reviewed